This is a messenger RNA of Gossypium raimondii (Peruvian cotton), 2027 nucleotides long. RefSeq lists its product as uncharacterized. Lineage: Eukaryota; Viridiplantae; Streptophyta; Magnoliopsida; Malvales; Malvaceae. The record is from RefSeq and is a predicted model, not a curated record. The transcript has 5 exons. Gene Ontology annotation, biological process: cortical microtubule organization. Bases 193 to 1965 code for a protein of 590 amino acids. Gene Ontology annotation, cellular component: cortical microtubule.
AGAGAUAUAGUGACCGACGGGUUCGGACUUGGGACUAACCGUCUUUUGCUUUUGCAUUGGCUGUUUGGCGGUUGAUCUCUCCCCUUCUCUUUACAAAGAAGCCAGUAUCAAUUUUUUUUUUAAUCUUAAAAUCAGUAAUGGCCUUUGGAGCAGUAACUCAGUAGGACUGGUACAGCCAAAUCAUUAACCAAGAUGAUGAAUAGGAAUCUGAGGGAUUCAUCUCAAUCUCUGUUCGGUACCGCCAGGAAUAACAUUUCGGCACAUCAUCAUCACCGUCGUCGUCAAAGUUUGAACGGUGGAUUACCAUUCCAUAAGGGGUCCAAUGAUAAUCUAGAUCUCUUCUCAAAGAACCGUCGUAGCUUCUCCGUCGCUUCCUCCGAUGAAUUCUCUGAUGUAAAAUUGGGAAGACUAUCACUUGGAUCAGCAAAAGUGAACGGUGGGAUUGAUGAUCUACUUUCGUCUACAGAUGGAGGAAAGCAUGACUACGACUGGCUUCUGACUCCUCCUGGAACUCCAUUUUUCCCUUCAUCUGAGGGAUCUGAGUCUCAGUCUGCAACGGUGUCAGUAGCUCCAAGAAGCAAUUCCAAAGUUAGAUCAGUUUCAACCACAAAGGCUUCAAGGCUUUCAGUUUCACAACCUGAGAACAAUCAUUCUGUAAGACCUGCUAGAAGCAGUUCAGUAACUCGGUCUUCUGUUUCUUCAUACAGUAACUAUUCCUCGAAUAGGGGAACUUCAAUUCUCAAUACAAGCUCAGCUUCUGUGUCAUCUUAUACAAGACCAUCCUCUCCCAUUACUCGAUCAUCUUAUACCAGACCAUCCUCUCCUAUUACUCGCUCGCCAUCUACAGCAAGACCUUCAGCCCCAUCUCCCCGCUCAACAUCACUGCCCUCAACCCCUGCAAAAAUCCGCUCAUCUCCAAAUGGAUCUUAUAUUGACAAGAGUUGGCCCUCUCAAAGUUCAAGGCCAUCAACUCCAACUUCUAGGCCACAAAUCCAUGCAAACUUGAACUCAACAGCUGUUCGCUCAAAUUCUCGCCCAUCAACUCCCACGCCUCUGAAUCCAAUGCUAUCUUCUGAAGCUGGUGCUUCACCUUCUACUGGGCGCACUGUUUCAAAUGGCCACAGUGCAGGUCCAGCAUCCCGACCACGCUCCCCAGGUCCACGAGUCCGGCCCUCACAACAACCUGUCGUGCCCCCUGACUUUCCUCUUGGCACACCAGCAAACCUUAGAACAACCUUGCCUGAUAGGCCAGUCUCUGCUGGAAGGUCUAGGCCUGUCAGUUCUGUCACCAUGAAGGCAAACCAAGACACUACUAGCUCUGUAAAUACGCCAAGAAGACAUUCAUCACCAGUUGUCACAAGGGGAAGACUCGCAGAACCCAAUGGAAGGACUCGUGUUCAUUCCAAUGGGCAUCCAUCUGACAUACACGAGUCACGAAAGAACGCACCUGUCUCCGACUCAACUAUGCGGAGACAUUUAAAGUCUUCAACAACCACUGCAGAUGGCCCGGGAUUUGGGAGGACCAUCUCAAAAAAAUCACUGGAUUCAGCUAUUAGGCAUAUGGACAUAAGAAAUGGCACAACAAGCAUUCGAUCCCUUUCAAGCACGACUCUGUUUCCUCAGAGCAUUCGAUCUGCCACUGCUAAGACCCAAUCUCUUCGUUCCUUAAGUGCUUCGGACUCUGAUAAUAGCAACGGAAGCCCUGGUAGGUUGAAAAACAGAGACUUGCCCGAGAACAGAAAUAGUAUUAGCAGAGCUGCAGAGUGUGGAAGUGAUUUCCAUGAUGGAAGAUAUUCUGCCAAAUUAAGUGAGGUGGACAUCUACGAGAGUUCCCGGUAUGAUGUUAUAUUGCUAAAAGAAGACUUGAAGAAUACCAACUGGUUGCAUAGUAUUGAUGAUAAAUCCGAUUUAGUAUCCAUCUCUGAUGGAUUUGAGCCUCUGCCUGAACCUUUUGGCCUAUUAUAACAUUCUUUUUUGUCCUUGGUUGCCAUCUAUUUUAAUGUUUAUAAUAUUGUGAUUUGUUAUAA